AUGGAUAGAAGCGAUGGCGGAUACAUCCAGAGUUCUCCAAAAAGAGAGUUUCUAGGAGUCAAGACACUAAGGGCACUCACAAUCAAGCAGAUCAACAACUGCGAGUUUGACGAGCCGUCCUCGACGCAUCUUGUAGACUCUGCAGAGGUUACAAACAUUCAGAUCAUUGGCUGGGUUGUUUCAUCAAGGAUAUCGGCAACAGGGUCAAUGUUCGUUUUGGAGGAUGGAACAGGAAGCACAGAUUGCACAUUCUGGCCAAGCAAUUCUUACGAGGAAGAGCAAUGCAAAGUCCUUGAGGAAAGAAAUCUUCUCAGAAUCAGUGGGUCUCUCAGAACAUUUAACGGCAAGAGAAGCGUGUCUGUAUCUCAUCUGUCUCAGGUAGAAGACUCGAACCUUAUUACCUAUCAUUUUCUGAACUGCAUCUACCAGCAUUUAUUCUACACUAGACAGCUUCAAAGAGAAGAAGUAAGGGGGGAUGGUGCAAGACUCGAUAGAGUUCAGGAGGAUAUAUUGGAGUGUUACAGGAAGAACCAGGACGAAAACGGGCUCCACAUCAACGUAGUCAUCAAAAUGCUUUCAUCUAAGUAUCCUGAAAACGAAAUCAGAGAAAAUAUCGAUCUUCUCCUGAGAGACUGUCACCUGUACAGUGUAGAUGGGCUGGAAUACAAGACAACUGUUUAA
This is a messenger RNA of Encephalitozoon hellem ATCC 50504, 681 nucleotides long. RefSeq names its product single-stranded DNA-binding replication protein A medium subunit. Gene Ontology annotation, cellular component: nucleus. Lineage: Eukaryota; Fungi; Microsporidia; Unikaryonidae. The record is from RefSeq and is a predicted model, not a curated record. The transcript has a single exon. Gene Ontology annotation, biological process: DNA recombination; DNA replication; DNA repair. The coding region runs from base 1 to 681 and encodes 226 amino acids. Gene Ontology annotation, molecular function: DNA binding.